GGCAAAAGUUUAAGUGAAAAUAGCAAAAUAAAAAUGCGAUAAAAGGAAAAAAAAAAGCAACAAAAUCUGCAUUUCUUUGGGGAUGGAUCGAAGGGAUUUAGAGAGUUUUAUGAAGAAAACAGAAGAAAGAAAUUCAGAUGAAGAAGAUGGAUUUAAAGAAAAUUUUGAGAAAAUUCACAAUAAUUAUGAAAAACAGGGGGCAACGGAUAACGCAAUUCAGCUGUUUCUCGAUCACAUUCCUCUCUACGUGAUUCCAGGAAUUCAUAAUUCUUCAGUGCCGGAGCUUAGGCCUGAAGAUUGUGUACGUGAUGCAAUUGCUUCCAUGCAUGAGCGGUGUAUUCUUGGUGCCCCCAUUGGUGUAGAUGCUGAUUCGAGUACUGAAAAUUCUAUGGAUCGUGAUAUUGGUUUAAUCGAGUUCUCGAGUAUGGUCCUAUGGGCCAUUGAGGAAGUUGAGAAGGCUGAGUCGGAAUUAUGUAGCAAGAGUGGUAGUUUCUUUUCGAUGCUAGAUCAGCUUCCAAAUAUUGGCCGAGCAAAGAUUGGCGAACUGGCGAGGACAUUCCGAUGGGGUCCCUUCCUCCCAGUGCAAUUGAGUGACUCUCUACUUCAUGUCUUGCUACUUUUAUCCAAACACCGACUAAAGGCAGCUCCAGUGAUUGACCGGUCAGAUUCUCGAAUUGUUGGAUUUGUUACACAGCAUGCAGCUGUGCAGCUAUUACUUCACUGUAGUGGCUUGGAAUGGUUUGAUAGCAUUGCAAACAAGCCUCUCUCCGACUUCGGGUACGAGAAAAGGGGCCCUGUGAUUCACUUACAUGGAGAUCAGAGUGUAGCGGAAGGUUUGCACUGUCUGUGGAAGAAUCGAAUAGGUGGCAUCCCCAUCCUUGACUCCAAAACUGAAAGACUGAUUGGAAAUUUCAGGAGCACAGAUGUCCGACUUCUACUUGACAAUGAUGACAUCUUUAAAAACCGGAAGAAGCUAACAAUGGAAGAAUUCAUCAACUUCGAUGCCAGAAACGAGAACUCAGGCUUAGCCCCUUUGGACCCCAUUGAAAGAGAGCUAGGGGCUCUCUUCUCUGCAGGAGCUCUCCGCAUAAAAAGCCAUUUUCUUACAAAAAUGGGAAAUCCAGUGACCAACAGACUUUCAGACACGCUAAAACAAGCCAUGGAGAAAGUGGCAGAGUCGAAAAACGAUUGCCUCUUUAUUAUGAAUGAUGGCCAAAGGGUGGUGGGCAUGGUGACUCUUAGAGACAUGAUUGUCCAAUUUUCGCCACCCUCUCUUGAGUCCAAAGGUGUAGGUGGAGUUGCAGGGUUCUUCGAAACUGCAUUUCAACAAUCAGAUUGCACAAUUGAGAAUGGAUCAAUUGUAUGUGACCAUUGAAUUUCUAAAAUUCUGGGAGACAUUCUUUGGUGUAUUGUGCGUGUGCUGCAUCAUCUUUGAGGUGUAUGGACUUUUGGUCGAUGAUGUAAUUAAUUAUACUUAACAUAUAUCAGCCACGGAGAGGUACAUUAAAUAUUGACCAUCUCAAAUUGGGAAUGGAUGGUGGAUGCGAGAGAAAUGCCUCUAUGAUUUGUCCGUUUUUGAGUUUGUGGUCGGUAGAGGAGUAUGGGCCAUAUUAACUUGUUGGAAAGCAGAUGCUGCUGGUGAUUAAUUGUAACCCUUUAUUUCUUCUGCAUAAAUGUGUAAUAUCAUAUUUAGUAAUUGAGGAGAAUGGGUGCUUUACCCAUUGGUAAAAAUGUAAUAUCAUUAAUCAGGCAUAUUAGUGCUAAUAAAUGACUAAGUAAUUUUGACAAAAGAAUAGAAAGAUAUCCCAUUAUCUGAAAAGUAAACAGGGUACAAAAUAGGACCAUAGAAACUCAAGUAAUCAGAAAAGUUGUGUGCGAUUAAUCAAGGAACUCGGAAAGUAACAAAACCAUAAGCAAACCCUAAAAAUAAUUAAUCUGGAAAUCAAAUAUUAACAUAAUCCAUUGAGACGAUGGAUGCAGACAA
Molecule: messenger RNA, 1984 nt
Organism: Amborella trichopoda
Lineage: Eukaryota; Viridiplantae; Streptophyta; Magnoliopsida; Amborellales; Amborellaceae
Product: SNF1-related protein kinase regulatory subunit gamma-1
Source: RefSeq, a predicted model, not a curated record